AUGAUUGCCUUCUCAUACUUUCCACCUCGUCCUAGACUUGGUCGACACAAGAUGCUCAGUUCUAUCACAAAAGAAAUCGAUAAUAUUGAAAUUCUCCUCAUGUCAGGGUCGUUCGCUUACCUUGUCGUUGGCCUUACCUGGGGUGGAACUACUCAUCCAUGGAGAUCAGGACAGUGCAUCGGAACGCUUACUGCGGGGUGUAUUGGCCUCGUGAUCUUCGGAAUUUAUGAGGCUUUCGUCGUCACCGAAGGAAUCUUUGAUCAUCGACUUUUCGAAACCAUGAACUUUCCCAUUUUGCUUUUCGUUUGCAUAAUAGAUGGCAUGCUUCUUCUUGGCGUCAAUGUCUUGUAUUCACAAGAGAUCUUCGAUCUUUUUACAGCCGAUGCUGUUAGUAUUGCUGUCAUUCUCUCUCCAUUUUUGAUUACAUCAGCAUUUGGGUGUAUUCCAGCUGGAUGGGUAAUGGCUUCAACGAAAUCAUAUCGUUGGAUGCUGGUCGGAUCUUUAUUUUGGUGUGCUUCAUUUACAGGCCUUAUGGCCAUGGUAAAUUCAACCAGACUCCCUAUGGCACUUGCUUUCACCACUCUCUUCGGCCUCGGAACUGCUGUGACUACCACCAUUCCAUCUGUGGCGUUGGGGUUGUCAGUUCCAGCAUUCAUAAUCGGAACAGGGGCCACAGUCAGUAGCAGUUGUCGUGCUUUGGGAGGUGUUAUCGGCAUCACUGUUUUCACUGUUAUAUACAAUAACAAAUAUGCAGAGCUGGUAGGACCAGAAAUUGCUGCCAAUACCAAUGCACCUGUUCUUGUUAAUGAGAGUGUGGAGGCGUGGAAAUAUGUCUGGGUCGCAGUGGCUUCUCUUCUUGCAGCGAGCGGUGUAGCUGCAUGCUUCUUGAAGAGCGUUGCACCGAUGAUGAACCACCACGUAGAAUCUGCGCUGGAGCCAUCGAAACUUCGUGAAGCUCAACUUUCUUAA
Molecule: messenger RNA, 969 nt
Organism: Botrytis byssoidea
Lineage: Eukaryota; Fungi; Ascomycota; Leotiomycetes; Helotiales; Sclerotiniaceae
Exons: 1
Coding region: 1-969 (322 amino acids)
Biological process (GO): transmembrane transport
Molecular function (GO): transmembrane transporter activity
Source: RefSeq, a predicted model, not a curated record